AUGCAUGAUCAGUGUGCGGACGCAUACGUCCACGGGAAUCACAGGCUAGGGCAGGCAAACCAGAGGGAGGUCACGAAGGACCGCAAGUACCCGACGGGGCUAAGGGAGAAUAAGGUCACGGAAGCUGGUUAUUGGAAGGCGACCGGCAAGGACAAGGAGGUAUACAAGCCCACCAAAGGGGAAGGGGUGGUGCUGCUCAUCAGCAUGAAGAAGACGCUUGUCUUCUACGAAGGCAGGGCUCCCAGGGGCAACAAAACGAACUGGGUGAUGCACGAGUAUAGGCUCGAAGGCAGCGGCAGGCUCCCUGGCCCCACAUCAGCAUCCAGCUCAGCCACUAACGCCACCAUGGCUAUGGAAGCUUCAGCUUCUGCUUCCAAGGAUGAGUGGGUGGUCUGUCGUGUGUUCCACAAGACCACUAGGAUCAGGAAGAUGACUGUACUGGCAUACCAAGUGGCCAUGCCCGACUUUGCCAUGGACCCAGUGCCCACCUACUACCCCAACCCCAACGCUGGCGUGGGGAUGCCACUAGUGAUGCGGCUUAUGGUAGGUAUCGGUGGCGCUGAUGGGCUUCAGAUCAAUGGUGCCCUGUUCGGCAAUCCGAUGGUUGUGCCACCGCCGAUGAACUUCUACCACCAGAUGGGCAUGGGGGAAUCAGCAGGCCAGAUGGGCAUGGGGGCACCAGUAGUCCAGAUGGGCAUUGGAGCUAUUGGCCAGAUGGACAUAGGAGCAGCUGGCGCUGGCGGCUUCGAUGUUGCUGCACCGAAGAGUAGGUCGUCCUCGAUGGUGUUGUAG
This is a messenger RNA of Miscanthus lutarioriparius, 792 nucleotides long. Lineage: Eukaryota; Viridiplantae; Streptophyta; Magnoliopsida; Poales; Poaceae. The record is from the annotation of a GenBank genome assembly.